Molecule: messenger RNA, 2517 nt
Organism: Purpureocillium takamizusanense
Lineage: Eukaryota; Fungi; Ascomycota; Sordariomycetes; Hypocreales; Ophiocordycipitaceae
Exons: 1
Coding region: 486-1805 (439 amino acids)
Source: RefSeq, a predicted model, not a curated record
GCCUAGCGCCGUGUACAGUAUGCCUUCAUUACUGGCUGCCCGCCCGCCUCCGAGACCCUAGGCCCAGCCCUUCUGUCUCGCUUCUCCUCCUUCCCCUUCCCACUGUGCCGUGCCCGUCUUCUCGGAUCGGCUCAAGGUGCGUUUCGUUCAUGCACUCUUUCUUUCAUCAUCACCACCUCCAGCACGGCACAUCACAGCACGGCACAGCACAGCACAGCACAAUACCGCAGCACACCGCCCACGAUACCGGGGACAUCGCUCACGGCUCAUCGAUUGCGGUCAACAGACUCCUUCCCGUAGCAGCUGCCGCCGCUGAUCUUGAAGUCACGCUCCCGAUCACGGCUGCAUCAGACUCGCACUAGACUGAUGGGCUUCUGUCUCCUCGGGGCCCGCUGGCGGUGCUAACACGGAAGCCGGGAGAAGUCGAGGUCGAGGGCGAGUGCGACUCAACAGCCGCCGGUCACGCCCUCGAUGCCAGCCUCACCAUGGACGUCCCAGACUCAUGGCUCUUCGAGCCUCCCAUAUCGGAGCCACCAGCACCACAGCCCACCAUGUCGCCGUCGGCACCGAAUGCCGUCCCCGUCGACGAGGUGCCUCCGCCGCCGAUGACAGCGUCCGAGUUGGAAUCUGCUGCGUCGAGGCCCAUGACCCCGACGCCUCUCCGCGUACGCCGUCGGCGGAACCAUGUCCGGCACCAGCAUCCCUACCGCAACGACGGCUCCGCUCCCUUGAUGGCGUCUCAACAGCCCAUUGAGUCCCUCGCUCGAAAACUAAGUCAGCAAACUUUGAUGGCCCGCCGAGACCAGGACCAUGACUCGUCAGAGCGAAUGCCCACGACAUUGAUGGCGGCGUCUCUCACGGAGGACAGCAUGCAAGGCCACGAGCCGGCGCGCUAUGACGACUCGGCCAUGGAAAUUGACCCCGUAGAAGCAGACGACCUUGAGCCCCUCCGGUUGCCGUUGCCUCGCAGUGUCGAGAUGAUGAGGCGUCGACGGAUGUUGUCUCGCCGCCAGGUGCCAUCCUCCGCCAGACGAGGACCGGAUGUUACUGCUAAGAUGCCUGAGCCUGUCGAGGCUCUUCCACUCUUGUCACGAUCAAUUUCGGAUCUCGCCAUGAAGUCGAUUGAGCCAGACUCCUUGCCCCCAGUUGGGACAACUAAAGACGAGACCAUCGAUGCUCUCGACCCCAUCGAGACUCUUCUUCCACCACGCCGGGCUGCUCGUUCUACUAUCCCUGCGACAGAGGAGUUGUAUUAUCGGACGGAGGGCGUGAGACAUCCUCACCCUUACAGCACCACGAAUGCUACCGAGCCGCUCGAGCCCAUUGAACCUACGCUCCCAUCACGGAAACCCACCAGAUCCCUCGAGGCGCUUGUCAUGCGCCCACUGCCCGGCACCUGGCGAGACCAUCCCCCAAUCGAGGCCCUCUCGAAAGACAGCGCUACUGUACCUGAGCCUGAAGCAGACGAAGGGUUUUGUGACGGCGCGGAUGAGCUGUCGUGGCUGAACGAUUGCGGCUCGUCGCUCGCAGGACCGUCUAGGCUGAUACAAAGCAAUGGUGUUCUGCGUUUCAAGAGAUCGUCAGAGGCAGCCAUGCAAUGCUCUGUCGUUGUGCAGAAGACGGCGCGGAUGCGGAGGAGACGGCAACGGAAGCAAGAGGUCAGGUCACGGGCCUCAUCCUUGAUUCCCACCUCGUUCAUGGACUGCCCCGACGUGCCCGUGCCCUAUCUUAACCAAGGGGGGCCGGCUCUUGCAGUGGACAAGGAAAGCGCAGAGCCUCGCUUGGAUUACGACGGUAUUCGCUAAGCACAUUACCAAAACUCUGUACAGCAUCGGGACGCAUCAGGCCCCAAUUCUUGGUCCUUUCCUUGCGGGCGCAUGGCCGGGCCUCCUUGUCUUUUCCCGUUUUUUAGCAUUGUGCCUUGCACUUGAGAUCACUAUACCCGGCGUUUGGUAUUCUGGAUGGAUCCGGCUUCCUUUGUCGCCGUCGUCGAGUACUUACGGCCGGACCGGACUCACAGAGGAUAUUCUGGCUCGAGACCGUGCCGUCGUCGUACUUGUCUUCGCACGACGGAGACUCCGGAUUGGGAUGGCCGCACGGCAUCCGCGGGUCGGGACGUGGUCGCCCUUCCCGUUGCGGCCCUGGGCUCAAGGGGGCGGGCGGGGACUUGUCAGGGCGAGGAGAGAUGACCAACUUGGACGAUGCCAUGACGUGUUUGGCCUAGGGAGGGCAUUGUUUGUUGUAUGUACGUGUACAUUUAGCCACAAGACUGGCAGAGGGUGGACUCGGGCGGAACCACAAGAAGUGUUUGAUUCUCAGCGCGGUGACGCAGAAGCGAGCUCCACACUUCCUCGCCGGCCUUUCCAGAAGCGGCGGCGUUUGAAGAAACCCGUGACAUCCGAUGAACAAGAUGUCCGUUGCGAAUGGUGCCAAUCUGUCCCUGUUUGCAUGGCUGUUCGUUGGGUCGGGCGUAUCGGUGUCUGCUCCCUCCCUCCUUCAUGACCCUGGAGUUGGUUG